Messenger RNA from Guillardia theta CCMP2712, 3169 nucleotides. RefSeq lists its product as hypothetical. The coding region runs from base 6 to 1214 and encodes 402 amino acids. NCBI's taxonomy places the organism in Eukaryota, Cryptophyceae, Pyrenomonadales, Geminigeraceae. The record is from RefSeq and is a predicted model, not a curated record. The transcript has 21 exons.
GCCCGAUGAACCUGAUGCUCAAGGAGUACGACGACAAGGUGAUCGAGCGCAUGAUCAACAAGUACUUCUCGAAGAAGGAGGAGGAGGACCCCGACCCCGACCAGCAGCGAGCUCGCAUAAAGCAGCGGAAUGACGACUGGGAGAUGUACCUGCAGAACAAGGGAGAGUACGUCUGCAUGAUGCAGAGCAGGCCCUUCAUGCUCAAGAGCAUGCAGAGCAUCUUCGUCUUCGAUGUCGCCGUCGGGGUCUCCCACUGCGCCGCCCUCUCCCGCGAGGGCCAUGUCUACACGUGGGGCUGCGGGGACUACGGGAAGCUCGGGCAUGGCGGGCUGUGGGAUGUUGCACAGCCUCGACAGGUACAGGCGCUGAACAAGCGGCGGUGCAUCCAGAUCGCGUGCGGGGCGAACCACACGCUGGCGCUGACGGACAACAGCAUGCUGUGGACGUGGGGGGACGGGAGGUACGGGCAGCUGGGGCACGGGACCUGGCAAGACUGCGGGCUGCCUUGCAAGGUGCUGAACCCUGAGAGCGCGCGGCAGGAGCACCUGAAGGUGCGAUGGGUCGGGUGCGGAGAUGACUUCACCGCCGCCAUCACCAGCGAGAACCGGAUGCUGACGUGGGGCAACGGAUGGCACGGCCAGUUGGGGCACGAGAGGAUGGUGAUGGGGGGAGAGGCAGCGAGGAGGAAGCGGUCGGAUGUGGAUCAGUUCUUCUCGCGCGUGCCAUCCUUGUCCCUGCUGACUCAGACGAAGCAAGACAACGCAAGGGGAAGCGCUGCGAGGACGAGGAGCAACGCGGAGGAUUCGAAGAUGCAGGAGAUUCUGAACCGUCUGAAAGUCUACGAGGGGAAGAUGAGGUGCAAUCUCGGCUACUCUCCCUCCUCCUCCACCGCAGACGACGGUCGGGCUAGAGCUCGCAGCCUCCCGCAGCAGGUUCAUCUCCUGAGAGACGUUGAGGUAUCGAAGAUCGCAUGCGGCAGCCGCCAUGUCCUGGCCUACUCUGCGGAUCCUCCGCGCGUGUGGUCCUGGGGAGAAGGAGAGGGAAACAAGCUGGGGCACGGCACGUGCUUCGACCAGUAUGAGCCGAAGUUGGUGCAGGAGCUGGAGGGGAAGACGGUGAGCAGCAUGACGUGCGGGAGUAUGUGGAGUGCUGUAUUCCUUGAGACAGAGGAGGCCAAAGUGUACGGCACGCUUCCGUUCGAGAUGUUGCCUUGAGAUGACUGAUAGCUGUGGAUGACAAGAAGGUGAGCAAGGAAAAAUAGAUUGGAGGGAGAGGAACAACAUUGUCAGACUAGGAUGAUGAUUUGUCCUUCACUUAUGUUUCAUUAGUAGAGAUUUCAUGGUAAUUCGAGAAAAAUUUGAAAAUUGCAAUCAAACUGAAUCAUGCAGAGUCGUCCUGUGGUGCUUUUUCCUCUUUCAUGUUGUUGGACUGAGGCUUGCGCGAGAGAGACAUCUCGUAGAUAAUAGUCUCGAGCUUCUUCAGCCUGCCGUUGAACUCAGUUGGCUAGUCCGCACAACUCAACUCGUCCUCACGUCGACUUUGCCACGUCAACUUUCUUGAUAACCUGUCGAUAGAUUUUUGUUAGAGUUGCUGGACUACUCGCUGCUUGCCAGCUUCUACCUGAUGAGGCAUGUCGGGAAUCACGAUGGUCAGUCCGAUGAUUUGAUCCACAACGUCCUGCCAUCGGCAUCACAAGUUCCUCAGGCUCUCCCGUGCAUUCACCAUGCAUCUUUUCACUUGCGCCACAUCUCGUUUGGUCGCCUGCGCCACUGCGUAUCUGCAGCUACCACGUCACAAGGGCAGACUGUAGUGACACCACCUAACCUCGCAACUUCCCCAGUGAAGUCAAGGAUCCCUCCCAUGUACUCGUUUGCGUUGAUCGGCUCCAAGUCAGCCAGCUCAAGGAUCCUCCCGUCUUGGAGGAAUUGGUAGAACAAGUAAGCCUCAGCAUAUUCUUCCAUGACACCCUCGAAUGCUCCGCUGCACGCAAUACUGUGUUACAGCAUUGAGCCAAAGACGAUAGUAACAAACUUUCUUAGCCCUGGACUAGUUGCGAUGACGCUCAAGAUUUCCUGUUUUGAAAAUAAGUCAGGUGUCACGUACACACAGAUUCUAAGAAUGGAUCCAACAUUAGAAGACUCUUUGACUCCAUCGAGUUGCUUCUUUGCCUUCUCCAAAUUUCCACGAUGUAGAUCAUAGAUAGAGUUCUAGCAUCCAAGCAUUAGAGUAUAGAAACGGUGUCAAGAAACAUGAUAAGAAGGAAUCUUGUCCUACCUUACAAAGCUUUUGCAAGUCCCUGCAUUUCUUGAUAACAAUUUCCCUCUUUUCAUCGAACGCCUCCAUCUCUUGCCGCAUCUGAUCGAAUUCCUGGAGAUCUAGUAUCGUAGGAGCAUCAGCAUCUUGCAUCACUUCCUCGUUCUUUGAUGUACUGUUUGCAUCUUCCAUGACUUCUGGAUCAAAAAUUUCAUGGACAAGGCUGAGUUCAAACAGUGUGUCUUCCAUCUUCCUAACUACAUACUUCAUCGAGUCAUAUCUGUGCCUGAUUGGCCCAUUUCUGAAAUCGAACAGCAUGAGCUGCGAAUUGAUAAGCUCCACCACGUUCUUGCAAACCAUCACAGAUCGUGCAUCCUUGUCUGAAGCACGCUUUAUCGCAUAUCUCUCCAGCUCAUUUGAAAAUCCAAUCACGCCAGGCAGGUAUUCAUUGUAGGUAGCAAAUGGAACCUCACUGCGACGUAAGACUUGUCCUGUCCUGAGAAAAUUCGCAAAAGUUUUCGCUCGCACGUUGUUUUCGAUAGCCCCUGAAAGUGAACCCCACCGUCCUUCACCAUCAUCAUCGAACUCGGCCAAGGAUUGUUGUAACUUUGUAGAAGCUUCCUCGAUGGCUUGGUCGGCCUGCACGAGCUCUCCGCGAUGAAGGUGAUAAAUUGCUUCAUUUCCCUUCCGGCAUACCACGUGUAGGAGCUUCGAUGUCGCUUCCCUUCGCUGCUGCUUGGCACGAUAUCGCUCGGCCAAGGCAUCAAAAGCAGCCGUCGGAACGUUGACGUCCAGAGAUGCGUCUUCUCGCGUCGGAAGCAGCGGAAGAGACGGAAUGCUGCUUCUCAGCUUCUUCACGUCUGCAGAUUCCAGCCCCAUUUCAUUUCCGCGUUUCGCCAUGCUGCGACCCCGGCUU